Messenger RNA from Lactuca virosa, 204 nucleotides. NCBI's taxonomy places the organism in Eukaryota, Viridiplantae, Streptophyta, Magnoliopsida, Asterales, Asteraceae. The record is from the annotation of a GenBank genome assembly.
AUGAUUCAGUCGGUUGCUCCUUCCACCGCUUCUCCCACCCAAUCAGAUGUUGCACAGCCAUGGACAUCAAUCAUUAUCUUUCUCCUUCGAUUAAAUCCAUUCUUAUUCCAAAGCUCUUUCUUCUUGGCUCCGCCGCUUCGCUUCCGAUUAGACCAAGAGGGCAAAAUCGAUACCUCUAUGUCACGGGAACAAAAAAACAUAUGA